AUGGAGAACGUUCUUCUACUCAGAAAUGCCUCAGAUGAAGGCCCAGAUCGUUACGAGACAUCAAUGAUAUCUUACGGGUACAAUCCCAUAUCUGUUGCCGUUUUGGAGACAGUCAUUACCAACUUGGAUGAGCUGAAAUGCAAAAUCAGCAGCGGUCCAAAGGAACAUCUUGCGGGAGUGGUAAUAACGAGUGCAAGGGCUUGCGAAGCCUGGAUUACAGCCGUGAGCGAGCUUUUGUCCACUGCUGACUGGAGCCAUGUGCCAUUCUAUGUCGUCGGGCAAGCUACUGCGGCUGCCCUGGCUCGAAUACGAGAAACAUACGAUUCUUCUCUGUCGCCCAAAGAUAUCCGUGGAGGUGCUGAGGCAGGAACGGCUGAGCGGCUUGCACACUUUAUACUUGAAGAUCUCACUCGUGAGAGCGGGAAAAGUUCACUUCUGUCAUUAACAGGUGACAAGAAUCGCGAUACUUUGCCUUCAAUCCUCAAAACAGGCGGUGUAGAACUCGACAUCUUACAAGUCUAUGCCACUCAAGGCUCAUCCAAGUUCACUGAUGAUCUGGAUAAUGUUAUGCGACUUGCACCGAUAGAUUCUCAAGCACCAUGGGGUUGGAUAACCUUCUUUGCACCAUCUGCAGCAGAUUUCGUGAUGCCCGCUCUGCGCAAAUAUUUUACUUUCCCUGCCAGUAAUUCUGAGUCGCCACAAGUCUCGAAUGUAAAGAUUGUUGCCAUAGGGCCUACAACGGCGGUGCAUCUACGUGACAAACUUGGAGUCUUUGGGUCUGUUGUUCCUCCAAAGCCUAAUGCCGAAGAACUUGCUGCUGCGAUAGCAAAACAUGAUUCGGAAGCCCCACAUAAUUUGUGA
Molecule: messenger RNA, 861 nt
Organism: Serpula lacrymans var. lacrymans S7.9
Lineage: Eukaryota; Fungi; Basidiomycota; Agaricomycetes; Boletales; Serpulaceae
Exons: 3
Coding region: 1-861 (286 amino acids)
Biological process (GO): uroporphyrinogen III biosynthetic process
Molecular function (GO): uroporphyrinogen-III synthase activity
Source: RefSeq, a predicted model, not a curated record